Larimichthys crocea (large yellow croaker) is the source of this 2061-nucleotide messenger RNA. Its product is annotated as zinc finger BED domain-containing protein 1-like. The transcript is spliced from 2 exons. Gene Ontology annotation, biological process: regulation of transcription by RNA polymerase II. Lineage: Eukaryota; Metazoa; Chordata; Actinopteri; Sciaenidae. Gene Ontology annotation, cellular component: nucleus. Gene Ontology annotation, molecular function: protein dimerization activity. The coding region runs from base 1 to 1701 and encodes 566 amino acids. The record is from RefSeq and is a predicted model, not a curated record.
AUGCGACGCUUAGGCUAUGAAAACAGAAGACACAAUGACUUGACUGCUGCUGUCAUCAACUUCAUCUGUGAGGGGUUGUACCCUGUAUCUGUAGUUGAAGAACCGACUUUCAAGAUCUUAAUGAGUACCGUUGAUCCUGGGUACUCUCCACCAAGCAAGACUGACCUGGUAGUUAAAAUGCUUCCUCAGAUGUAUUGCCGUGCCCGGGACAUGGUCUUUAGUGAGCUUGCUAGUGUUGUGAAUUGUGGUGUUACUACAGACCUUUGGCAAAGCCAAACCCAGAAUAGAACGUACAUUUCACUCUCUAUGCAUUCAGUUAAUUACAACAGUACUACUGGCUUCUCUAUGACCAACAAGUGCCUUAAAACCUUUGGCGUACAAGAGGACAACACAGCUGAGAACAUCACCAGAGCGUUGUAUGAAACUUUUGUUGAGUGGGGAAUAACCCACAAAGUUAGCGGUGCCACCACAGAUGGUUCAGUGGACAUUGUCAAAGCAUGCUCACUCCUGGAACUAUCAGUGGAAAUGCCUUGCCUUGGACAUACCAUCAACCGUGCAAUGGACGAAGCCUUCCAGCUGCCACGAGUUGACUGUUUUUUGGUAUGUUGCCGCAAACGUGUGGAUCAUUUCAGAGAACCGUCAAUGUAUCUGCUGAGGGAGAAACAGAAGCAGCAUGGCCUCGCUCAAUAUGUACUCAUUACAGACAGGGGUAGGUCUUGGUUGGCAACAUUGGCAAUGUUGCAAAGACUGAAAGAGCAACAGGUUGCUAUAACUGCAACACUUACAGAGAGUUCCAGCAGCCACCAUUUUGACUUUGGUGGUCCUGACUGGGCCUUGUUGGAGGGCUUGACUGAAAUCCUCCAGCCUUUUAAAGUUGUGGCAAACAUGAUAACUUCUUGCAGGUACCCAACAAUUAGCAUGGUUAGGCCUGUGCUUCAUAUGCUGUUGAACACCACCCUCAAGGUCAAGGAAGGGCACCUCAAAGAGAUCAGCAUGACCAAAGAGGUCAUCUCAAAGGUCUUAUCAAGCACCUAUUCACAGAAUUCACAACUAUCGCAAGAAAUUUCAAUAUUCCUCAACAUUGCUACCUUCCUGGAUCCUCGGUACAAGAAGUUGCCUUUCCUGUCCACCCAAGAACGCACCAAAGUUGAGAAUAACAUAAUUGAAGAGGCAAAUGCAGUCCUUGAGAAGCAGAUUGCAGAGCAAUCAUGCCUAGAUGAUUUCUCCUUGGUAUCUGAUGAGCCACCUAGCAAAAAACAUGCACGAGAAUCCUCGACCAGCAGUGUCACCCAAGACAACCCUUUGGCUGCUAUAUUUUGCCAGUCUGAUGCAGACCAGAGCCAGGAGGAGCUGCAUGCACAAGUGGUAGAGGAGCUGAGCAACUACAAAUCACAGAGAGUCCUAGGUUUAAAUGAGGACCCUUUACUAUGGUGGACAAGUCAUGCACCAUUGUUCCCCACCCUCCCCAAGGUGCUCCAGAAGUACUGGUGUGUUCCUGCUACGAGUGUACCGUGUCACAGGCUGUUCAGCUCCUCUGGGACUGUUCUGUGUGGGAAGAGGAACCAUAUAGCCCCAGCUUUAGUAGAUCAGCAGGUCUUCUUGUACGAGAACUUGCGAGGCUACUAUGAGCCUGAACCCAGUGAGGAUGAUUUGGACAAUGUUUGGGAAGGACACUGUGGUCUGGGUCAGCCACUUGAAUGACUGUGUGCUUAAACAUGGAAAAAGAGAAAGAAUUUUAAAGACUUUAUUUUUCCUGCAUCGAUGUGGUCUACAUGCUAUAUGUAAUCAAGCAGUGUCCGUAAUGGACCUGUUAUAUUAACCUUUCUUUUAAUUUUGGUGUGUAAUCCGUAUGAAAAGCAUUUGAAAAUGAUUGUAUGAUAUUUUAAAAUUUGUCUACAAUUGUCGACACCUUCAAAGCCAUUAGCUAACACCCACGUUAAAUCUCUAACAUGUCACUGAGAAAACAAUCAAUUGUUGUUUUUAGCUUUGCUAGUUGUGUAGCUCCAUCUCCAUGUUCCCCAAUGGACGAACGCUAAUGACAAUGAUCUCCUGACUCUUCUU